AUGGCUGCCCUUGUCAUGCUUUCUGCUACUGUCAUCCUCGGCCUCCUCCUGCCUUCCUCCAUGGCCAACAACGUUCUCUUUGGUGGUGACAGGCUGAACACCGGCGAAUCCCUCAGAGAAGGGAACUUUAAAUUCACCAUGAUGUCCGACUGCAACCUUAUGCUGUUGGACAACCGCCAGGCCGUGUCGGUGGCCUUGUGGGCCUCCAACACCAACGGCCUAGGCAGCAACUGCUUCGCCCGCAUGCAGACCGACGGCAACUUCGUCAUCUUCAACGACAACUUCAACAAAGUUUGGUCGAGCAACACCCGCGGCCAGGAGGGCAAGUACAUCCUCGUCCUGCAGCGCGACGGCCACGUCGUCAUCUACAGCCGCCCUAUAUGGACCAUCCCUGAGGAUGAACCCAUGAACAGGAAGAUCGCCAUGGUGACUAAGAAUUAG
Messenger RNA from Zingiber officinale, 441 nucleotides. Its product is annotated as mannose-specific lectin-like. Bases 1 to 441 code for a protein of 146 amino acids. NCBI's taxonomy places the organism in Eukaryota, Viridiplantae, Streptophyta, Magnoliopsida, Zingiberales, Zingiberaceae. The record is from RefSeq and is a predicted model, not a curated record. The transcript has a single exon.